GCGACAUUGGAGUAUCGAAAAAGUGCGAGGUAUUCCGAACGGAUAAAGCAAUAUGGAGGACGUUAAACGAUCGAGACGAAAAUAAUAUUUAUUUACCAAGAAUAUUUCUGCAAAUCAAAAUGGGCAACAACUAUUCCCAUUUGGAGAAGGAGAUAGGGUCAGAUCAGUUGCCUGCAAAUGAACAUUACUUUGGACUUGUAAAUUUUGGAAAUACAUGCUACUGCAACUCAGUUUUACAGGCACUUUAUUUUUGUCGCCCAUUUCGAGAUAGAGUUCUACAGUUCAAACAGCUGCAGAAGAACAAUAAAAAGGAAUCACUGUUGACAUGCUUAGCUGAUUUGUUUUACAGCAUAGCUUCACAAAAGAAAAAAGUGGGCACAAUUGCACCCAAAAAAUUUAUAACUCGUCUGAGAAAAGAGUAUGAUCUCUUUGACAACUUCAUGCAACAAGAUGCCCACGAGUUCCUGAACUAUCUGUUGAAUCGUGUGUCUGAACUUCUUCAGGCAGAAAAACAAGGAAAUAAAGGAAAAAUAAAUGGAGCUGAAAAUCAGAACAAAACAGAACCAACCUGGGUCGAAGAUUUAUUCCAGGGAACAUUUACCAACGAAACACGCUGCCUCACUUGUGAAACAGUGAGCAGUAAGGAUGAGGAUUUCCUGGAUCUGUCGGUGGACGUGGAACAGAACACCAGCAUCACUCACUGUCUGCGCGGCUUCAGCUCCAUGGAGACGCUCAGUGAUGAGCACAAGUAUUACUGUGAGGUGUGUGGCACCAAACAGGAGGCUCAGAAAAGAAUGAGAGUGAAAAAACUUCCAAAGAUUCUAGCUCUGCAUUUAAAGAGAUUCAAAUAUAUGGAGCAGCUGAAUAGAUUUACCAAGCUUUCACAUCGGGUUCUCUUUACUUUUGAACUUCGAUUGUUUGAAACAUCGGAUGAUGCUUACAAUCCGGACCGGAUGUAUGAUCUUGUUGCCGUGGUAAUCCACAUAGGGAGCACUCUCAAUAGGGGCCAUUACGUCAGUAUUGUUAAAAGUGACGGAUUCUGGCUCUUAUUUGACGAUGACGUUGUGGAUAAAAUUGACCCUAGUGCAAUAGAGGAUUUCUAUGGAAUGUCAUCGGCAGACAUGCAGCAGAAGACAUCAGAGACAGGAUACAUCUUGUUCUAUCAGUCCAGGGAGUAGCCAAGAUCUGCAUGGUCUCCAUUCUGUGUGUAGCUACUGAUCAAUUUUUUCAGGCCAUCUUCUGCAGUAUACAGCUGUUAGAUGUCAAUUUCUCAUUGCUGUAACUUAAAAUGUGGGUAUACAUUUUGUGUAUAUAUUAUUCAGAGGAAGUCUUAGAAGAAGAAAAAAAAAUAUAUUCUAACAGUCUUGUCAGGUAGAAGACAAUCAGUGAGUCGGUGACCAAGAGUAUUUAUUGUUAAAGCCGUUAUCUGUUAAUUCUGAAUGCACGGGUCGCGUUGUUAUGUACGAGGACUUACGAGUGAUCUUUAUUUCCCGCCAGGUGUGAUAUAUUGUUUUUUAUAUUCACAUUUUGUUUACUAUAUUGUUAUUUCCAUUUUAAAUGAUAAUAGUUUGUGAGCAAUUCCAAACCUUUUACUAUAUGUGAGAAUGACAAGUAUGGCUUUAGGUUUUAAGUAUAGAAAUUUCUGUAUCGUAAUUAUUCAUAUUAAUUAAGGUGUCCUAAUUGGACAGUAACUAAGAUUCAUACUUUGUCAGAUUUUUUUUCUUACAAAAUACUUCAUAUAAUUCUUUGAUCAAUUUUGGGGGAUUAAUUAAUUUAAGGAAGUUUAGAAUAUUCUUUUUUGGUGAAAAGUUCAAUUAAUUUGUAGCAUACAAUUGAUAUGGAUGUGUAGAUUGCAUUUAUUACAGGCUCAACAGCUGUUUUAUUCAGAUAGAUACUGUCUAUUCAUGCAAUGUUAUCAACAUUUUACAUCAUUUUAUUGUCAUUUUAACCUUUAUAAAUAAUGAGUUGAAACAUGUAUUACAAUUUAGUGACUUUAUUAAAUGUGGCAUUAAAUGCUGAAAGAUAAAAAACAAAACCGAUCUUGUAUAAAAAGUUCAUGUAUAUUUGUACAGUGUGUGAUUUUAAAUAAAGUGUCGGUCACUAUUGAUGUGCUAUUUAUAAACCUGUACAGCUCUAAGUGAAGUGCAUAUGUUUUCCUCAUGAAAUACUUACUGAUUUUAAGAUGUUAUGCUUUGUGGCACAUCAUUGAAAACCCUCAGCCACGCAGUCUUGCACAUAUUUCAAGUAUUUUUUAAUAAUAUGUACUGGUAAGAGGCAUAUUUUUAAAGCAUAAUAAGGUAUGAGAAAAUAACAUCAAACGAAAAUGGAUGAGAUAGACAGGAAUCAUUUGCAAGAAAUGACAUUUUAUAUUAAAAUUAUCCACCAAAAAAAAUAAAAAAAUUGGUGAGACUGGCUGUGGGUUUUCAAUGCACGUGACAAAGGAGUUCAUUUUAUACUUUAUACUGAGAAUGCAUGAAAUACAUUAGAUAAUUGAAAUAAUAGCUAUUUGGUACUGGUAUUGGUACAUUUACAUGGAAAUAUCAGAAUAAAUAUUAUUAUGUGUUUUAAGAGUAAAUAAAUUGUUAUUUAUUAUUUAAUAGGACAUUUUUCUAACUAAAAUUUAUGUCACUUUUGGUUAUUAUUUUCAAAAUACUUAAAAUGUAUAUCAGUACAGCAUACAUACAAUUCUAAUUCAAGAUCAUAUAUCUUUAGUAAAUGUAGAAGAGAAUGUUGAAUGUAAAUAUAUAUUUAUUAUUUAAUUACGUAUACAGUAGCAUUUUGUAAAAUUAUAAUGAACAUUUUGUAUUUGUUUACGAUGCCCCCUCUGUGUACCCCUGACAUGAUUUUACUGAUCCAUCAUUUGACUUUUUUAAUGGACUGCUUGGUGUAAUGCUGUGCUGUGUCAACAACUGCUUCACUUUUUGAAGUACAAUGUAAUAUCAUUACUAUGAUGCAAUAUCAGAUUACUAUUUAAUAUUGUAAUAUCAUUGCAGUGUGAUUAUUAUGGUAUUGUACAUCGUAUUAUAAUUCUGUAAACACUUUUUCAUCAUUUCAAGGAUGAGAGAUUUAAAAAAAAAAAAUUAGUUUUCCUCUUUACCUUUCCAUACCUGAGUAUAGAAAAUGUUUGAAUUGUUUCUUGAUUUAAUUCCUUUGUGUCUUCAUCAUUCUUACAUGUAUGUACAUGAUGUACUCUCUAGACUAUCUAAAAACAUUCCUUUUUUAAUUCUAGCCUUAUUUUCUAACACAAUACAUGUUAUUCACUGAAAGUACAAAAAUAUACUGUAAUCUCAGGAUGAGAUGUUUCCCAUACAGUUAUAACUGCAUUGUAAAUGUAAUAUAUAUGUACACAUAUAAACAUGUAACUACAUAAUCUUUUUAGAGAUUUGAAAACGAAAAUUUUAGUUACGAUCACCAAAACAAAAGUAAAGCGAGAACAUAAAUUAAAAUUUAUGAUGUUCUUUUGAGACUUUUAAAAAAAAACUUUACAAGCUAUUCAAAAACGAAGAAAGAUAUUUCUCACUUUAAAGUUAUACACCUGUAGACAAAAAAUUAAAGUUAUUGGAAGGGGGGGGGGCAAAAUUAAAUUCCACAAUUUCACAAGUGCUAAAUUCUUUUAUGGUUUUCUAUUUUUUGCCAUCUGUUCAUAGAAUCCAAAAUCAUCUAGACAUAAGGAGUAAUACAUUUUAGUUACAUUUGGUGCCAGCAUUGCUUACUUGAAUUAUAUUUGUGAUAUAUUGUCUAGUUUGUGAUACAUGUAAACAAAAUUAUAUAUUGUCUUUUUUCUGUGUACAUAAACAGUGUGAAAUUCAAUGUACAUGUUGUAUAUAUGUAGAUAUUUCUGUGUACAGACAAUUAAUUGAUGAUGGUAUAUUUGAUAACCAAGAUAAUAUUGUGUUAUAACCAAAUAGUUUCUCGUUUUCUUUUCAAAUACAGUGAGCUUAAUCUUGGUUGUAAAUUCAUUAAAUUGUGAUUUCCAGUC
Molecule: messenger RNA, 3979 nt
Organism: Magallana angulata
Lineage: Eukaryota; Metazoa; Mollusca; Bivalvia; Ostreida; Ostreidae
Product: ubiquitin carboxyl-terminal hydrolase 46-like
Exons: 9
Coding region: 120-1178 (352 amino acids)
Biological process (GO): protein deubiquitination
Cellular component (GO): nucleus; cytosol
Molecular function (GO): cysteine-type endopeptidase activity; cysteine-type deubiquitinase activity
Source: RefSeq, a predicted model, not a curated record